This is a messenger RNA of Metarhizium brunneum ARSEF 3297, 684 nucleotides long. Lineage: Eukaryota; Fungi; Ascomycota; Sordariomycetes; Hypocreales; Clavicipitaceae. The record is from RefSeq and is a predicted model, not a curated record.
AUGAGAAAGGAGACCAACCUACUAUGGCUCUCAUUUCUAUUCCGAACCCUCGAUCAAACUCCUGGUAAGCAAGCUAUCAACGAGAUAGGACGGUUUCCCCACAAUCUACGAGCGUUGUAUGAUUCCAAACUUGAGAGAAUCAAGAAGCUAGAUCAAGAGCGGAGACAAGCUUGUUUAGAGAUUCUGAUGGCUGUGUCGCUUGUAUACAGUCUCCCGAUUUACUUGGACACGCUUGCCAUAGUUCUCGGCUACGAUGAGAACCACAACUUCCAUGAACAAGAUGAACAUGAAAUCAACAUCAUCCACAACACCGCUAGAGAAUGGCUAGAAGGGAACAGGGGGGAACUUCUCAGCGAGAAAAUGCAAGGGCACGCAGAUAUUGCCAAAAACUCAGUCAAGGCCAUGUCUCGGUUGAAAGCUAUCGAUAUUGAGCGCCGGAACACUUCCGAUAUUAUGCUUUGGACGUCGGAAAGCCUGUUCUGGCUCUACCACUUACGGGAUGCAAUGAAAACGAACCCCGAAAACGUCAAGGAGCUUUGUGAUAUUGGACUUGGCUUCUUGAGGGAGUACUCAUCUCAGUGGCUUUGCUGGCUUAAAGUUCUUUCCCGGGAUCUUUGGGUUAGGGGCUCUUCGAAUAGGUUUUACAAGCCUCUGAGCCGUACCUUGAGGUUCGCCGCCCCAUAG